Trematomus bernacchii (emerald rockcod) is the source of this 5182-nucleotide messenger RNA. RefSeq names its product dystrobrevin, beta b (gene dtnbb). Lineage: Eukaryota; Metazoa; Chordata; Actinopteri; Perciformes; Nototheniidae. The record is from RefSeq and is a predicted model, not a curated record. Gene Ontology annotation, cellular component: plasma membrane; synapse. Bases 331 to 2148 code for a protein of 605 amino acids. The transcript is spliced from 20 exons. Gene Ontology annotation, molecular function: zinc ion binding. Gene Ontology annotation, biological process: synaptic signaling.
UAACCAGCGUGCGUGCGCACAUGCGUAAAGUGUAGUAGAGUCCGCGCAUGGCAGCUCGCGCCCUCCUGCUGCUCUGCCGUCCUCUGCCGCUGGUCUCUGCUGGUGAAGCCGAGCGGAGCGCGGCGCCUCUUCGUUUCUCUGCGCGGAUACAACCGCAGUUCGCAAGAUUGAAGCCGGAUGAGAGAGAGGAGGAGGGAGAAAUAUGAAGCUGGGUCACCGGAGCCGCGUCGCAUCGCCCGGACAGCUGUAAGGUCGGCGGACACACGCGUGGAUUCAUCAAAGGGCCGACGUUAAGGGCUUCUCUCUGUUUGACACUCAGCCAGCGACAGGAUGAUCGAGGAAGGCAGCAAACGAGGCAAGGCCAUGGUGGAGAAGAGACAGCUCUUCAUGGAAAUGAGAGCUCAAAACUUUGAUGUAAUCAGACUGUCGACGUACAGGACUGCCUGCAAACUCCGGUUUGUGCAGAAGAGAUGCAACCUUCAUCUGGUGGAUGUGUGGAACAUGAUCGAGGCGUUUCGUGACAACGGGCUCAACACGCUGGACCACAACGCCGAGAUCAACGUGUCGCGGCUGGAGACGAUCCUGUCCUCCAUCUACUACCAGCUCAACAAGCGGCUGCCCACCACCCACCAGAUCAACGUGGAUCAGUCCAUCGGGCUGCUGCUCAACUUCAUGGUGGCCACCUACGACAGUGAAAGCCAUGGGAAGCUGACCGUUUUCUCAAUGAAAGCCAUGCUGUCUACAAUGUGUGGAGGGAAGAUUGUGGACAAACUACGCUAUAUUUUCUCACAGAUCUCAGACUCAAAUGGAGUCAUGAUGUUUGCAAAGUUUGAUCAGUUUCUCCGGGAGGUGCUGAAGCUCCCCACAGCCGUGUUCGAGGGUCCGUCUUUCGGCUACACGGAGCACUCGGUGCGCACAUGCUUCCCUCAGCAGAAGAAGAUUAUGCUGAACACGUUUUUGGAUGUGUUGAUGGCAGACCCUCCCCCUCAAUGCCUCGUAUGGCUACCGCUCAUGCACCGACUUGCUAAUGUUGAAAAUGUCUUCCAUCCGGUGGAAUGUUCCUAUUGCCGGAGCGAGAGCAUGAUGGGUUUCCGGUACCGGUGCCAGCAGUGCCACGGCUACCAGCUGUGCCAGAGCUGCUUCUGGCGCGGCCAUGCCAACGGUCCCCAUAGCAACCAGCACCAGAUGAAGGAGCACUCUUCCUGGAAGUCUCCGGCCAAAAAGCUGAGCCACGCCAUCAGUAAAUCCCUCGGCUGCGUCCCCAUCGGAGAGCCGCCUCAUCCUGUGUUCCCCGAGCAGGCGGAGAGACCCCCGGAGCUCACCCACACUGUUCAGCCGAAACCAGGGGCCAACAACAUGAACGACACAAUGCUCAUGUCCUCUGGGGCGCCCACUCCUACCAAAAGUGUCUUGGAGAGUCCCAGUCGGCUGGAUGAGGAGCAUCGCCUCAUCGCUCGCUACGCCGCCCGCCUGGCAGCCGAGGCGGGAAACUCCACACAACAAUGUCCUCCGACAGAUUUGGGUUUCAACUUCGAUGCCAACAAGCAACAGAGACAGCUGAUCGCAGAGCUGGAGAACAAAAACAGAGAGAUCCUUCAGGAGAUCCAGCGGCUGCGUCUGGAGCACGAGCAGGCGUCCCAGCCGACCCCAGAGAAAGCCCAGCAGAACCCCACGCUGCUGACAGAACUGCGGCUCCUCAGACACAGGAAGGACGAGCUGGAGCGGCGCAUGUCGGCGCUGCAGGAGAGCAGACGGGAGCUGAUGGUGCAGCUGGAGGGACUCAUGAGGCUGCUGAAGGAUGAGGAGCAGAAGCAGGCUUCGCAGUCUGGAGGCUCCCCUCACUCCUCCCCCAGCCACGGGGCGGGCUGCUCCAUGCCGAUGCCCAUUCGCUCCACCUCGGCUGGGUCCACCCCCACCCACAACCCACAGGACUGCCUGGCCGGCGUGGGGGGCGACGUGCUCGAGGCCUUCGCUCAUGGUGUACCUAGAAAUCUUCGUAAUGAUCUAUUAGUUGCUGCUGACUCAAUCACAAACACCAUGUCGUCGCUGGUGAAAGAGCUCCACUCAGUUGAUGACGUGGCCUUGGAAGAGGAUGCGAACAUGAGGAACGGUGGGGACAGAAGCACAUUGAGAGUACAGAAGCACUGAGGAAACACAACCACCUGCAAGGACAAACAGUCAACAACUGGGAAGUAUCAGUAACAACAACAAUAACAACAACAACAACAACAACAACAACAAGCCCUGGCAUUAGCACGUAGAGUAAUGCAUGCUGUAAUCUAACAGGAUUUCACUAUGUGAAGAAAAAAAGUAUCUCUUCUCUUCACACCUUGCAGGUAGCAAGAUGUGUCUAAUUAGCGAGUGUGUAUGUUGUCCUGUAAACAAAAACUGCUGUAAUUAAUUAAUGAUUUCCCUCAUGAUGCUAAGGAAUGGCUUGCUGUGCUUCCCCCCCCCCCCCCCCCCCCCAAAUGUCCCAUGGCAGCAGAUCUUUCUGUAAAUAAACACUGUAAACACAAGACCACAGGAAACGCCCCGACAUGAAGGUGACAACAUGUUCCCUUUUAUUGGUUUUGUAUCAUUAGCGCUAGUGUUUAUCUUACUUUUACUUUUUUUUAUAAUUUUUGCAUGAAGUUGCACUUGUGUCUGGAUGUAGGUACUGUACCAAGCUAUGGCAGCUCUCUGUGGGUUUUCAUUGGUGUCAAGAGUGUCUCCGAGUUCACACAGAGUUUGUUUACCUGCACAUCCAUAUUCUAGAAUUCGUUACAAAAAAACGGUGACGUUUGUAAAAGCAGAAUCCUGGAUAUGCCCCGGUUUCUAAUAUUUUCAAAUCUUGUGAAAUGCAGUUAUUUGUUUUUACUUUCUGACAGCUGAAUAAGAUCAAUAUCUUUCCUACAAUUGUACCUGAAAUAUAAAGCUAGAGCCAGAAGAUGGUUAGCUUAGCAUAAAGAUAAGGAUACAACCUUAGCCUGGCUCUGCACAAAUGUAAACAUCAGGACUUCUAAGAGCCUUGCUGACAGCAUUAGCAUGGCAGUGAAGACUCAAGGAAGCAACUGUGUUUGGCUUGUCAGCUUUCUUACCAAGAAGUACAAGAAAUCUAUACGCUAAAUAUGAAGCUUUUACGAGCAGCUAUUUUGCCAACCUUAGCUAAAAGCCUGGAACAGCUAACUUUGCUCUUUCCAAAAGGUAACAAAAUCGACCUUCCUGCACCUCUAAAACGCUCUAAGUCUUUCUAAGGAUGUGGUGAUAUAUGUUAUUAUAGUAUACAGAGCAUAUUAAGAAACAAUACAAGCUAUCGAGAAUACUUUGUGCGUGUAAACAAACUCACUAGAGUCACUACUGUACUGCUGCUAUACUGGGCUCUCAGUGAGCCACCCCCUGCAAAUAAAGGGCUGUGCGAUCAAAAGAAACUAAGAGGCUACUACAAACACAAUAACGAGUCUCGUUGUUUUACUCCGCAAAAAAUGUACUGAACACCUGACAGCUGACAGCCUCAGUAUUUAAUGUUUAAGUGUAGGGAAGCACCUCAGGAUAACUAGCAAUGAAUUAGGCGUUUAGUUUUAGUUACAAUAUGCAGGAUACAGGAUGUAAGGAUGUAAGGUUGUAGCAAGUAGGAAAUGCUUUGAAAGCUUUAUUUAGUUAUCAAAGGAAUAUUAAAAAUGGUUAUGUGCAAUGGUGGUAGGUGCUCAGGGACUGCAGAGCUACUAUAGCUGAUAUAUAGCGGUAAUGUCCUUUAACUGCUCCACAUUAGGAGGUUAACGAUCAAUGAUGAGUACAAAUUGAGGGUUUCAUUCCAAACACAAUGUUUUUACACAAAGAAAACCUUUUGUGAUCCUUGUUGUGGGAUUAAGUCAAAACGUGCAAAAGUAGUUCAUUUGACUCUAAUUUAACUUAUACAUUUGUCUUGGAAUAAAACUCUUUAAAUAUCUAAAAGGAAAACAGCAAGUGAUUACCGCUGGUUAAAGAAUGUGGUUUAAAUGCUAUUUGGUGAAGCAUGUUGUUGGAUAGUUUGUCUGUGUGUGAAUUAGUGUCUUUCACAGGAAAUCAAAGAGAGGAUUUUCAUUGGGUCUAAAUAACAUUAUUUUUGUCCUUCAGGAUAAAAGAUUUGAAAUGUUUUUUUUUUGUGUGAAUUCAAUGUGAUAAAGGUCCAGGGAAGUAUUAGUAUGAAAUGCGCAGAAAGGAAGUCAAACGGACUGAAUCGAGCUGAAAACAUGACGUUUUUAUUUUGAAAUCUGUACAGUAAGCCUAUCCUAUAAGCUAAGUAAAAGGUAUCGACAACCUGCUACACUGUGUCAAGAAAAAUAACAAAAAGAGGCUCCUUUGUUAUUUUAAAUGUGAUGUUUUUAUUCAGUUCUGCUCUGUUAUUAUCGUUUAGUAUUAGUGGAGUACAGUCAGUGUAAUGCGUUUGUCAAACAGAGAUUCACAUGCAUACUCGCGCCUGAAUAGUCGCCAAAAUACGAAAAAAGUAGAAAGUACAACAUUUUAAAUUCUGUGACCUCUAAUGACAAAGUUUGUUCAGUCGGAAAGGGUCCAGCAAAUACUUCAAAUGCAGAGGUAAAGAUUUAAGAAGUGACUGUCUUGCCCUUCAUCCUUUCAGUUUGUGCCUGUAGCUGUUCUGUAAAGUGCUGUACAAAGUAACCAUUCAGCAGAUAAGAUAAUCCAUCCGCCUUUAUGUCUGUGACUGUAGAUAUUUUUAUUUAUUUAUUUAAUGUGUUAUGAGGGGGAAACUCAUGCUCAGCCUUUACAUUUGUGCCAAACUGUUUGUGUGUCAUACAAAGUACAGGUAUAUAUCAAAGUAUAUCUGCGUUAGUAUGUUGUUGUUGCCCAUCGUUUAUUCACAGACUACCCGGAGAUGUUAUUGGUUUCCUGCUGGAAAACAUUUAAUAUAGACAGACGACACAUUCCAGAUCGACUGAUAGACUCACGGAUGUCAUUAAAUGUGGAGGCAAUACAAAUAAAACCAUCCAUUGUGAUCCUGUUAUUGUUUGCAGAGAGACAAUGUGCAAAGAGCAACAACGCCCCCCCCCCGGUGUUAUUUAUCUAUGUCUGUGUUCUGUACGGUUACGCUUCUGCUACACAUUUGUUUCUCGUGUUGAUUUUACAAAAACAUAGUUUUAUGCCACAAAGCCACUGUCUUUUGUAAAUAAAUCAAAUGUGAGAUAUAUUAAAAAGAUUUAAAAUAUGG